GGAUUAGCGGUGAUAAGAAUCUUAAAUCUUCCAGGCCCUCUUUUUUGAUAGAGUACAAACCUGGCCGUCAUUACGUAAUAUUUAUGGCCAUUUUCCAGAAUUACCUCUAUAGCUCAUGGCAUUAUUUUGAGCUUGGGUCUACCUUAAAUUAUCGGAAUGUGGAACGUAAUUGCCGACCUACGGACGGCAGUCAUCGCUGGCGUGGCUGCCGUCCUGUUUCUCCUGUGGCUGGCCCAUCGACAGCCCAGAAACAUUCCCCCUGGACCGAGGGGUUGGCCGCUACUGGGCUACUUGCCCAGACUCAUCUUGAGUGACGACCCUCCCGUCACCCUCGCCAAGGAGGCCCAACGGUACGGGGAGGUGAUGAGCGUCAACCUCGCUGGUCAGUUGGUCGUGGUGUUGACCAGUCCUAGAGCUGUGAAGGAGGCAUUCUACAAUCCUUAUGUCAGUGCCAGGCCAUACAGUAAUCUAUAUCACACGUUGGUGCCCAACGGCAAAGGUGUUGCAACAUGCUCUGGUCAGGAUUGGUCUGUGCAAAGAAAGUUCUGCCAGUCAAUGUUUAACAGUUUCGGCAUCGGGAAAUCAAGUUUCGAAGACAGCAUCGCUACGGAAGCAGCAAGUCUUGUCAAGGAGAUGCGAUCUUACAAGGAGCGUCCCUUCAACCCAACCGCCCUUUUCUGCAAUGCUGUCUCAAAUAUCACAUGUUCGGUGGCCUUCGGUAAGCGAUUCGAGUACUCGGAUUUAAGAUUUCAGAAGGUGAUGGCCUCCUUGAUCCGUGCGUUUGAAGUGACGGGCUCUGGAGGGGCUGUGCAGUUCUUACCCAUCACUCAGAAGCUGACGUUUCUCCCCAGCUACAAGGAGCUCUUGAGCUGCGUUGGCUCAAUGAUGGAGUUCAUCCGAGGAGAAGUUGAGGCCCAUCAUCGAGACUUUGACCCGGAUAAUUGCUUGGAUUUCAUCGAUACCUACCUGAACAAGAUCCGGAGUCAGAGUGGUGCUGAUGCUACAUCUCCGCUCAAUCCAGACAACUUACUCGUCACGAUUUUUGAGCUGUUCUUGGCUGGGUCGGAGACUACCUCUUGCAGUCUCAGAUGGGCCUUGCUGCUCAUGAUGGCUCAUCCUGAAGUCCAGGCUGAGGUGCAGCAAGAGCUCGAUGACGUCGUUGGUCGGAACCGUCUACCGCGUCUCAGCGACCGUCCAACUUUGCCUUACACGGAGUCCACUAUACUGGAGAUACUUCGCGUGGGGGUCAUAUCACCACUCCCUGUGCCUCACCGCGCAUCGAAACAAACGCAGAUUCUCGGCUACCACAUCCCAAAAGAUACGUUAGUCAUGGAGAACAUGUGGGCUCUCUGCAGAAAUGAAAGUGUCUGGAAAGAUGCAGACACGUUUGACCCCAGUCGAUUCAUGAAGGAUGGCAAAGUCUCGUCCCUUCGAGAGGAACUUCCGGUCUUCGGUAUCGGUCGUCGGGCAUGUUUCGGGGAGAAGUUGGCGCGGAUGGAGUUGUUCAUCUUCUUCUCUUUCCUCCUGCAUCAGUUCACCUUCAAGAAACCCGAGGGGACCCCGCCCAUCUCCCUCAAGUCUACCAAUGGUAUUACUGUGGCCCCACUACCUUACCAGACCUGUGCGGUGUUACGAGACUAGAUCAGCAAUGCAACCAUUUUAAAAUACAGUAUUAAUUCUUCGAUUCAAAAUCUGUCAACAAUUUUAAAGUUUUGCUGGCGGAUAUCAUACAGUGUGAGUAAAAAGUAUUUUAAAAAAAAUCGAAAUCCAGCUGUCGGGACUGUUGUUUUAGUGAAUUGGGCUUCCAUAUCCUAGAUUUUGAUAGUGCUACACACGCAGAACUUCACUUAAACGAUAGUCCCGACAUUUGGUUUUCGUUAAUUUGUUUUUACUCACUUGUUUCUUUUUUUGGCAUAAACCCUAUGUUUUUUUCUUAAAUUUCGGUAGAGAAAAACUUAUAAAAUGAAUUGAAAAUGCAGAGAACAAUA
Messenger RNA from Patiria miniata (bat star), 1988 nucleotides. Its product is annotated as cytochrome P450 2J6-like. NCBI's taxonomy places the organism in Eukaryota, Metazoa, Echinodermata, Asteroidea, Valvatida, Asterinidae. The transcript has 3 exons. Gene Ontology annotation, molecular function: iron ion binding; heme binding; oxidoreductase activity, acting on paired donors, with incorporation or reduction of molecular oxygen, reduced flavin or flavoprotein as one donor, and incorporation of one atom of oxygen. Gene Ontology annotation, biological process: xenobiotic metabolic process. Gene Ontology annotation, cellular component: intracellular membrane-bounded organelle; cytoplasm. The coding region runs from base 157 to 1641 and encodes 494 amino acids. The record is from RefSeq and is a predicted model, not a curated record.